GAUGUCUGGGUGCCUAGAGUGGAAUCAGCACUGGCGGGGUUAGUUAGUCCCCGUGGUCAGCCUUGGCUAGGGGUGCACUAGUGAAUUUUCCAGUCUCCCCCAUUUCCCCCCUCUGUUUGAUCCUCUCUGGUUGGCUUUGCCACGGCGGCUUUAUGAUCACAGCAACAGUUUCCUUAUAGCAUGGUGGACGCGUAAGCAUGGGUAGUUGUACCGGAGACAUGGGGACCAUACCUUCCCCAUAUCUCUCUCUGAGGGGCUUUUGGCUGUGUUUGACAGUGUUAUUACUUACCCUCCACACUACGAAAUCGCAGAAUUGGUUAUGGGGUGAUGAUUCUUCCACGGAACCUGCUCCCACUGAUAUAUCCUCCGAUCCUCCAAGAGGAACUUUUGUGUAUGAUGAUUCUCAGCAGCCUGAUCAUGAUUAUGAUAGUGCUGAACGAAAUGAAAGUGGAAGUGAGAGUGAGCUCUCUCAAGGAAAUCACUCAAAUGACAUUGAAGACAGCAAACCUUACAGUGAAGUUGGCAGUGCUGGUGCUAGCGAUAGUAGAUAUAGUUUUAACUACAGUUUCGCUUUCGGUAAUGAUGAAAAUGACACUGGUAUUAGUUCAGACAGUGAAAUUAGUGACAUUGGUAAAAGAGACAGUGAAAAUGACGGAGCAGAAGGUCGCAGUGGUGAAGGACGAGUCACGUACAUUUAUUCCAGGACAAAUGAAAAUGACGGAGCAGAAGGUCGCAGUGGUAGAGGAGGAGUCCCAUACACUUACGCCAGGACAAAUGAAAAUGACGGAGCAGAAGGUCACAAUAGUGAAGGACGAGCCACAUACACUUAUGUCAGGACAGAUGAAAAUGACGGAGCAGAAGGUCACAGUGGUGAAGGAGGAGUCACAUACACUUAUGCCAGGACAAAUGAAAAUGACGGAGCAGAAGGUCACGAUAGUGAAGGACGAGUCACAUACACUUAUGUCAGGACAGAUGAAAAUGAUGGAGCAGAAGGUCCCAGUGGUGAAGGAGGAGUUACAUACACUUAUGCCAGGACAAAUGAUAAAAGAUAUAGCAGUGAUCGUAGUGAUGGUAACAGAGGUGGCUCAUAUUCCUCCUACAAAUACAGACUCACUCCUGUUGAUGGUAGAAGAGUUGAUGGUGGGCAUGGAGGCGGUCAUGGUGGGGGAAGUGGAGGCCAGGCUGGAGAAAGUUAUGGUGAGGGUAGUGGUUAUCAGAAUGGAGUAGGCUUUGGGGGUAGUAGUUAUAGUAGCAGUAGCAGUAGUGAUAGAGGAGGAUAUGGAGUUAGUGGUACAGGACGAUAUGGAGGUGAAGGUGGUGCGGGUGAAGGAUAUGGCAGUGAUGGUGCUGGUAGACGACUGGAAGGCAGUGGAGAAGGACAUGGCAGUGGUGAUAGUGAUGGGCCACAUGUCAGAGGUAGUGUGAGAUAUGGGAGUGACGGUGCUGGUGUGAGACGUGUAAUUGGUGGUUCUGGUGUGAGAUAUGGAAGUGAUGGUGCUGAUGUGAGAUAUGGAAGUGAUGGCACUGUUAUACGAUACGGAAGCGAUGGUACUGUUUUAAGAUAUGGAAAUGAUGGUGCUGGUGCCGGUGAAGCACAUGGAGGUGAUGGUGCUGGUGAAGCAGAUGGAGGUGCUGGUACUGGCAGAGGAUAUGGUUAUGGUAGUGCUGGUGAAGCAGAUGGAGGUGCUGGUACUAGCAGAGGAUACAGUUAUGGUAGUGCUGGUGAAGCAGAUGGAGGUGCUGGUACUGGCAGAGGAUACAGUUAUGGUAGUGCUGGUGAAGCAGAUGGAGGUGCUGGUACUAGCAGAGGAUACAGUUAUGGUAGUGCUGGUGAAGCAGAUGGAGGUGCUGGUACUGGCAGAGGAUACAGUUAUGGUAGUGCUGGUGAAGCAGAUGGAGGUGCUGGUACUGGCAGAGGAUACAGUUUUGGUAGUGCUGGUGAAGCAGAUGGAAGUGCUGGUACUGGCAGAGGAUACAGUUAUGGUAGUGCUGACGAAGCAGAUGGAGGUGCUGGUACUGGCAGAAGAUACGGUUAUGGUAGUGCUGGUGAAGCAGAUGGAGGUGCUGGUACUGGCAGAGGAUACGGUUAUGGUAGUGCUGGUGAAGCAGAUGGAGGUGCUGGUACUGGCAGAGGAUACGGUUAUGGUAGUGCUGGUGAAGCAGAUGGAGGUGCUGGUACUGGCAGAGGAUACGGUUAUGAUAGUGCUGGUGAAGCAGAUGGAAGUGCUGGUGCUGGCAGAGGAUACGGUUAUGGUGGUGCUGGUGAAGCAGAUGGAGGUGCUGGUGGAGUAUAUGGCAGUAGAGGUGAUGCAAGAGGAGGCUACAGUGUUACUGGCUAUGAUAGUUCUUCACAGCCACAGGUUCAACCUCGACCAUAUCCCAAUCGUCCAGGACAAACCUCUGUACAAGAGUGUGGAGGUGGUGACUGCAACACCUCAGGUUGCAAGUGCAUUGGAGAAAAGGGCUCCAGAGGUUCACCAGGGCUGCCAGGUCCUCAGGGAGAGAAGGGCCAACAGGGCUUUCCUGGUAUGGAAGGUCUUAUGGGGCCCAAGGGCAGCAAAGGAGAGCCAGGUCCACAGGGUCCAACUGGACCCAAGGGUGACAGAGGUAAAAUGGGUCUGAAUGGCUUCCCAGGUAUCAAUGGAAUUCCAGGUAUCCCAGGUCCCCCAGGUCCCACAGGCAGACCAGGGCUGGACGGUUGCAACGGUACAGACGGUGAACCAGGAUUGCGUGGCGCACCGGGCGCACCAGGUCCCCGAGGUUUCCGUGGCCCAGAAGGCAGGAAAGGUUCAAAGGGAGAGCCAGCCAUUGGACCAUGUACUACAGACAAAGGGGAAAAAGGCGAGCCAGGCCGUGAUGGUAGACAGGGACCCCAAGGGCCCCCUGGUGCCCCUGGUCCUAGGGGGGAGACUGGUUACAAAGGAACUGAUGGACUCAAGGGUCCACAAGGAGUGCCAGGAGCUUCUGCUGAUAAAGGAGAAAAGGGUAGCCAAGGUCUGAAGGGUGAUGUUGGUUUGCAAGGACCUCCUGGACUAUCUGGACCCCAAGGUCUUCGAGGCACAAAAGGCCGUGAUGCAUUUGGUUUACCAGGUCCUGCAGGAGACAGAGGAUCUCCUGGCCCUCCUGGUUUGGCUGGGUUGGAUGGUCUCCCUGGAUCACCAGGAAGUGAUGGAGUACCUGGAUUCCCAGGACCCAAGGGAGAUAGGGGUUUACCAGGACUAACUGGACCACCAGGAGAAAAAUGUAUUCCUAUCCCAGGUUCUCCAGGUUUACCAGGAAUUCAAGGCCCUAAGGGUGAGCUUGGACUCAGUGGCCGGGAUGGUGAGAAGGGACUGUUAGGACCUCCAGGCCAGCCUGGUCAGGAUGGAUUACCAGGACCUCCUGGUAUCAAGGGCUCUUCAGGGCCUCCAGGCCUACCAGGCACUGCAGGUCAAAAAGGAAGUAAAGGAGAGCCUGGCAUACCUGGUCUCAAAGGAAACGAAGGCAGACUAGGUUUAGAUGGUCGGACUGGACCUAAAGGUGACAAGGGUAAUGCUGGAUUACCAGGUCCAGCUGGACUACCAGGCUUGGAUGGACUUAAAGGCGAAAAGGGUAACUCUGGUCCUCAGGGUCCUCGUGGUGAAAUAGGUAUAACUGUGAAGGGUGAAAAGGGUUUGCCUGGUUUACCAGGCAAGCCUGGUCGUAAUGGCAUAAACGGAGAAAAGGGUGAAAAGGGAGAGAUUGGAUUUACAGGAUUGCCUGGCCAACGUGGCUUGCCUGGUGAUGCAGGUCCCCCUGGUAUUAAUGGUGCUAAGGGUGAUCGAGGACCACAAGGUCCUGUUGGAUUAACUGGUGAAAACGGUAGAGAUGGUCUUCCUGGUCAAAAAGGCUUCCCAGGACUUCCAGGUGAAAGAGGUUUCCCAGGUCAACCAGGACCUGUGGGACUAGUUGGUCCAAAAGGUGACAGUGGUCCCCAGGGUCUUCCAGGAUUACCAUGUGCCCCAGGACCCAAAGGUGAGAAAGGCACUAAUGGUUUACCUGGUCUUCCUGGAGAAAAGGGCAUCCGUGGUCCAAAGGGCUUUGAUGGCCUGCCGGGUGUAGCUGGAAGGCCAGGGCCACAAGGUCCUAAAGGUGAAAGAGGAUUCCCUGGAAUCAAUGGCCAACCUGGUAUUCCUGGUCUUAAGGGUCAGCGUGGUUUGCCUGGACCACAGGGUCCAAGAGGACCUGAAGGACCUGAAGGUAGCCCAGGUAUGCCAGGCAUGCCUGGAGUCAAGGGUGAUCGUGGCUAUUCUGGAUUACCAGGACCAAUGGGCCCAGCGGGGAUGAAAGGAGACCGUGGUUUUGAUGGAACGCCAGGAAUUACUGGGCAACAAGGUUUCCCAGGAAGUAAAGGAGAGCCAGGAAAGAGUUGUGAAGCUCAGCAGCAGUAUUAUUCGGGUACACUGGUUGUACGACAUUCCCAGACCACCAAUGCCCCACAGUGUGAACGGGGCCACAUCUAUCUCUGGGAGGGCUACUCCUUACUAUAUGUUGAAGGCAAUGAAAAGGCACAUCAUCAAGAUUUAGGAUUGGCUGGCUCAUGUGUAAGAAGGUUCAGCACAAUGCCGUUUAUGUUCUGUGACUUCAACAACGUGUGCAACUAUGCAUCCCGAAAUGACAAAUCAUACUGGCUUUCUACAAAUGAUCCUAUUCCAAUGAUGCCUGUUGCUGAUACUGCUAUUCGACCAUACAUUUCAAGAUGUGUGGUGUGUGAGGCCCCAGCAAAUGUGAUCGCUGUCCAUAGCCAGUCUUUGAAUAUUCCUGAGUGUCCUAAUGGAUGGUCUAGCAUGUGGAUUGGCUACUCAUUUGUUAUGCACACAGCUGCUGGUGCAGAGGGUGGUGGCCAGUCUCUCAGCAGCCCAGGCUCAUGUCUGGAGGACUUCAGAGCUACGCCAUUCAUUGAGUGCAAUGGAGCACGAGGAACAUGCCACUACUUCGCCAACAAAUUUAGUUUCUGGCUUGCCACAAUUGAGGAAAGACAGCAAUUUUCACGGCCCGUAUCAGAAACUCUUAAAGCUGGUAGUCUACUUACUCGGGUUUCAAGAUGUCAAGUUUGCAUCAAGAACUAAUUUAGGGGAAUGGGUGGAGACGUUAAGGCUUAUUCUAUUACUAGUUUUAAUUAUUACAGCUGAAUCAAGAAACCAUUUUCAAUCAGAAAUAUUGUAAUAAAGGCCACUUCCAAAAUUUGAAAUCAGAUGCCAAUAUUUUAAUAAGCUUUUCUGCUUAUUGAUUUAAUUUUAUAUUAUAAUGCCAGUGUAAAUAGUUUUUAUGUCAAUGUCUAGUCUAUGUGGCUUCUUACCGUUUGCAUUUUAUGAAGCUCAUCGUUACCAUGUAAUCACUGAGACGCCAUAUGUAAAAGCAAAUUGGAAUUGGAUAAAAUGACUACCUAUAAAUUAAGCCUUUAGUUAGUUUUAUAACUGCAUUAUAUUACUAACUAAAGUUUAGAAUCUCAGAUCACAUUGUUUCUGCUCAAAUCAUGUUCAUUAAUGUCUUCCUUAUGUCCACAAGGUGCUUUCAUUCUGAAUGUGAGAUUUUGCAAGUUAUUUGGAGAACUUGUUCUAUUUAAAUGAUUAUGUUAACUGCAAAAUUCUGUGUGCACAUUGCAGAGCUCCAAGAUAUUUGAUAGUUUCCUAAAUGUUGACUGUACUUUAAAAAAUUAAUAAAUAUUUUACUGUUAUAAAUUUUGUGGUGCUACAUGUUUAUAGCUUUAGUAUAGGCAUAUCCUAAAUAUUAUUUACUUUAAUUUUAUAAUUUAGCAUUUAUCAGGUUGACACUGCCAUAUCAAAAACUUCCUAAGAGGUUUUUGCAAUAAGUUUAGGUCGUAUUCCAAUUCCUACAUCGAUAAGCAAUACUUUUCCAUUGCUUACUCUGUUUUAAAUAUGAGAUUUUCUGUUGGAAAAUUUCAUAAUUAAAUCAAAGAAUAAUAAGUAUUAAGAGAAUAUUAUGUAAAGAUUUCUGUUACUUCUAAAUCUUUAUACUGUAUCACUGCCAUUUCUUAUACACUUUUUAAAUAAAACUUGACUUCUACUACUGCUUCAA
Molecule: messenger RNA, 6057 nt
Organism: Cherax quadricarinatus
Lineage: Eukaryota; Metazoa; Arthropoda; Malacostraca; Decapoda; Parastacidae
Source: RefSeq, a predicted model, not a curated record